This is a messenger RNA of Meriones unguiculatus (Mongolian gerbil), 2520 nucleotides long. It is a transcript of the gene Lca5l, whose product is annotated as lebercilin LCA5 like. NCBI's taxonomy places the organism in Eukaryota, Metazoa, Chordata, Mammalia, Rodentia, Muridae. Gene Ontology annotation, biological process: intraciliary transport. The transcript is spliced from 9 exons. Gene Ontology annotation, cellular component: axoneme. The record is from RefSeq and is a predicted model, not a curated record. The coding region runs from base 116 to 2395 and encodes 759 amino acids.
CUUAUGCCAACUAGUAGAUCUCUUUUGCUUUCUUCACAAAACAGAGUUGAGAACUGAAUGAAAAAGCCAUGUUUUUAAAGACACCUGCGAUGGAUUGACUUGUUUCAUUCUGCUGAUGAGGUUUUGGACUAUGUCUUUGGCUGACACAACAAAAGUACACACAAAUGAGCAUUUCCCCAGCCUGGCACUAGGAAGCACCAGGUCUGCAGAAGGCAGGAGUGCCCCGGGGGCUAGCCGGCUGUCACGAGGCAGCAGGGCUUCCAACGGGAGCGUGGACUACAGCCGGUCCCAGUGUUCCUUCCGAAGUCUGACCUCUCACUACGACUAUUCGGAAGACUUCCUCUCCGACUGCUCAGACACAGCUGCUAACAAACUUCAGCCAGAGCCGAGUCUGGGGAUAGAAAGGGAGAAAAGGAAGUAUACCGCUUCUAAACUCUUUCAGCCUAAAGGCCUGAAGUACAUCCCAACUGAGAAAAAGCACAUCUGGAAUGCUUCAUUUUUCAAUUCUCAAAUCCAAACAAUUGCCAAGAGAAGAGACGCCAUGACGCAUCGAAUACUGUCAGCCAGGCUUCACAAGAUUAAAGAGCUGAAGAAUGAGUUAGCUGACAUCCAUCGAAAGCUGGAAGCUACUCUCAUAGAAAACCAAUUUCUGAAACAACUUCAGCUUAGGCACCUGAAAGCUAUAGGGAAGUAUGUGAACUCACAAAACAAUCUACCUCAGAUUACAGUCAAGCACCAGAACGAGGUGAAGAGCCUUCGCCAGCUCCUCCGGAAAUCCCAAGAGAAGGAGCGGACGGUGUCUAGGAAACUCCGAGAAACGGACAGUGACUUACUGAGGACCAAAGAUGCCUUGCAAGCCCUACAGAAACUCUCAGAAGACAAGAACCUCGCCGAGAGAGAAGAGCUAACUCAAAGGCUUACCAUUCUUACAGCCAAAAUGGAGGCGAAUGACAAAAAAAUACAGAACUUGGAAAAGCACCUGAGGCUGAACAACCAAUCCUUUGGUAGGCAGUUGGCCAAAGAAAACCGGAAGACACUAGCAGCUCAAACAGCGACCAAGAAUCUGCAGGGCCAAGUGAAGCAGCUGCAGCAGAAGCUGAAGGAGAAGGAUCGUGAGCUGGAAAUCAAAAACAUCUACACUAAUCGAAUACUUAAAAAUUUACAGGAGAAGGAGGAUUACCCAAAAGUUUCUUCAACAAAAUCAGUACAAGCAGACAGGAAAAGUUUGCCGUUUGUAAAUAUAAGACACCAAGAAACCCAAAAGUCAGAUGUCCCAGCUUGGACAACUAAGGGUAAAAAGAUAACAGGAAGCAUUGGUCAUAAAGAAAAACUAAUUGAAAUAAACCCUGAAAUUUCAUACCAUAUAUGUAACCUACCAAAGCAAGAGGAAUCUAAGAGAAAAUAUGAAGCAAACCUCACUGCCUCGAAGAGCACAUUGCCUGCUCACGCUCCCCGGGAACUGGCGGCCACCGAGCAGACCGCUCCUCUGGAGAGUCACUCUUAUGCUCAACCAGCACAUCGACCUCAGCGCCGGGAGACAGGGCUCUCACAGAACCAAGCUCCCUUCACCCUCCAGCAGUGCUUAGGACCUGUGCCUGUCCAGCCCCGCAGUGCUAGGGGCACGGCUGUGACCCAACCUUGGGGUUUUGCCCUCAGCCUGCCCCCAACCACUGUGUCAUGGUGGGGAGAGGACCCUAACAGCCAUGUCUUGUUUGAGGCACUCAAUGCUCCAUCUCCUAAUGCAGAGUUAUCAAAGGAGGUCCAGCACCCAAACCCACAAGCCUCCCUGGGAACUAUUAGGAGGCAAAACGACACAAGGGAGGAGACAGAGAAGAAAGCCACGCCAUCAGACGCAGAGCCACCCACAAGAGGAAGGGAGGUGCCUACUGACGUGGAGAUCGAGGCCCCGGCCAGGGCAUCGAGCAGGGCGGCCAAGGUGGUGGAGGCCGGGGAUGCGGAGACCGUGCAUGGCCACAUGAAGAUCCCACGGCCACGGAAGCACUACUCCUUCACGGAGGCCACUGAGGCCCUGCACAACGGGCUGCCCACGCCCUGCGUGCAGGGCAGCCCUCGCUGCCGCCACGGCGUGGGCAAGCACCGCAGCAACCAGGAGCUGCGGCUGGAGCCCAGCGGCUAUGAACCCUCUUUCGGCAAGGCAGCCAGGGCCAGGGCCAAAGAGACGGCAGCGUUCCGGGACAAGAAGAGCAGUCUCAUGGAGGAGCUGUUCGGCGCGGGCUUUGCAGCUAGGGCCGGCCCUGCCAAGGAUGAGGCGCUUGGCAAGGCCCAGCGGCUUGGCCAGGCCUCAGCCAGCAAUGCCUUCGGGGACUCCAGAGCCGCCACCGUGGUGCACUCCAUCCAGACCUCGCCGGAAGGAAAGAGGAAAACAGUUCUUUAAAUGCGAAGGUAGCCUAAUACAUUGUGCACUUCUAUGGGUGCCUUUAGUCUGACUGUGAGAAAGCUUACAUAGUGUUUUAGUAUUUGGGUGGACUGUGGGUAAUUUGAGUAAUUUGCUUUAUUGCU